Lasiodiplodia theobromae is the source of this 945-nucleotide messenger RNA. RefSeq lists its product as uncharacterized. The record is from RefSeq and is a predicted model, not a curated record. Bases 1 to 945 code for a protein of 314 amino acids. The transcript has 2 exons. NCBI's taxonomy places the organism in Eukaryota, Fungi, Ascomycota, Dothideomycetes, Botryosphaeriales, Botryosphaeriaceae.
AUGGCUAAUUUUGACGAUUCCAAAUGGUACCAGAUAUCAACACCAGGCGAUGUGCUAUCAUUUGUGGGGACACCAGCGAACACUGAGGACAACACAACAUCAGUACAACCAUAUGGCCCCGUCUUCCUACGGAUUUCCAAUUCAACAGACCGCGAGCAGCAAUGGCAAAUCUACAACGUCAAUUCGACCACAGUGGUCAUGCGAACUCGCGCAUCAGGGCCGGACAACUACCUAAGUGCCGCUGUUGCACAGGAUGAUGACGGAGAAGUCAACGCCGGCAGCACGAAGCCCAUCAUGGGAAAUUAUUCACUCCUCGACAGCUCCAUGUUCUGGCAUAUUGGCGCGUGGAGUGAUGGCCUCUUCUGGCUGGAGAAUGCGCAGAACGGGAGUUCUUGGCAUCUGAACCACACCGGAAAUGGUUAUUUUCGCAUGAGCUCCAACAUCACCGCGCCGCAGACAGGCCAGCGAUUUAAGUUCACUGCACUUGAAGACAUCAACAACGACAAGUACUCUACUUAUAGCUCUCCCGGUAUAGCAGCAGCAGCAACAGCCACAGCUUCCUCGUCAGCGACCGCCACCGCAAAUACGUCCUCCACCUCGAAACGUGAGAAAACCGAUGGCCUCACAGCAGGUGGCAAGGGAGCAGUCGGUGCCGCCGCUGGUGGCGUCUUCCUCCUCAUCCUCGGUCUGGUCCUCCUUUGGCGCCUUAAGAAACGGAAGAAGCAAUUGGCAAGGGACGCGGCCCUGGAGCCACCCAGGACCGAACUUGCCCAACAAGCGCAGAUUUCGGAAUUGCCCGCCACCGAGAAGACCGUCCCAGAGCUCCCCGGGACGGCGGCAUCCAAAUUCUACGACGAAAAACGCUCAGAGCUACCAGUAGAUACGGCCCCGUCAGAGCUAGGGGGUAAUCACAUUUCCGAGCUACCUGGAGACAGCCGAAAAUGA